UUUACAUCAGAACAACCUCAGGCUGCCUUUAUGAGGGGAGAGUGGAUGGAGAAAAGAAAACUUUCUAACAAGAUGUCUCUUGCUGGUUUUUGGAUAGUGUUGCUGGGUUGUUCGGCCCUGUGUCAUUCAGCACCGACCGUUGCUCCAACAGUUUCCCCAGAGGAAGAAAACCUGGCACAGGGAUACCUUUCUCAGUUCUAUGCUGAUGUUGGGGUGACAAACACCUCAGUGAGAAGAAUGGCUACAUCCUUCAGCCUGGAUCUACAGGCCAUGCAGGCUUUCUUUGGCCUGGAGGUGACUGGUGUCUUGAACAACGAGACUGUGGAGGUGAUGAAGGCGCCCAGGUGUGGCGUGUCAGACAUCAGCCGAUACGGACACUUCGCUGGGAGACCCAAAUGGGAGAAAAGGCUGAUUACCUACAGGAUCACUCAGUACACUCCAGAUCUGACCCAGAGUCACGUGGAUGCAACCAUCGCUCAGGCCUUCAAGCUCUACAGCGAUGUCAUCCCUCUGGACUUCAAAAAGAUCUCCAGUGGUGCUGCAGACAUCAUGAUCCUCUUCAAGGGCGGAUAUCACGGGGACUUUUACCCUUUCGACGGGGCGGGUGGAGUCCUGGCUCAUGCUAACUCUCCUGGACGGGGUCAGGGAGGGGACACACACUUUGAUGAUGAUGAAACCUGGACUCUUACCCAAAGAGGUGUGAAUCUGAUGCUGGUGGCGGCCCACGAGUUUGGCCACGCUCUGGGUCUGGAUCACUCCAGGGACAGACGUGCACUCAUGUACCCCACUUAUCAAUAUGUCAACACAAACGGAUACAGGCUGCCAGACGAUGACAGGCGAGGGGUUCAAGCCCUUUAUGGCAGCCGUACACCAGUGCCCACAACAAAACCUAAACCCCCUCCUCGCCCGGACCCUGCACCAGAGCCAGAGGAACCAACAGAGGAUCCAAACCCAGACCCUCUGCCCAACCCCGGAAACGAGCAGUGCAGCCGCGAUCUGGUGUUCGACGCUGCCACUUCCAUCAGGGGAGAGCUGUACUUCUUCAAAAACGGAUACUACUGGAGGAAGAGUGCCAGAGGAAUCCGUUUAACGAAAGUGAGCAGGAAAUGGUCACGAAUCAACUCUGUCGAUGCUGCCUUUGAAGUCCCAUCCAAGGAUGUGGUGGUUCUUUUUGAAGGUCGUCAGUACUGGGGCAUUAGAGCUUAUGCAAAGACAAUCAUGUCCGGUUAUCCAAAGUCUCUCACCAGCCUCGGCCUCCCUUCUUCAGUCAAUAAGGUGGAUGCAGCCGUCUAUGUGGCAACUACUGGAAAAACACUCAUUUUUGUGAACAACCAGUAUUGGAGCUAUGAUGAGCGCAGAAACCAAAUGGACGUUGGAUACCCACGAUACAUCACUCAGGAUUUCCCUGGCAUUGGCUCCAGAGUAGACGCAGCCUUUGAGAAUUAUGGAUAUCUGUAUUUCUCAGACGGCCCCAGACAGAGUGAAUACUACCUGGCGUACAGGAGAGUGAUGCGUGUGCUGCUCAACUACGGCUGGCUCAACUGUUACUGAAAACUCACAACAACUCAACUGUCCAUGUCAAAGAUGUGACCGCAGUUAGCAUAUCAUGAAAAACAAUCACAUGAACAACAGUAUUGUAUAUUUUUAUUGUGUUGGGAACAGUUCUCAGAGACAGUCUAACUCCUGCUUGGCUGUUAGCAAAUAACAGGAUCAAAGUGAGGCAAAGGUCAGUGAGUGAUAAUCAUUCGAUCAAUUCUGUCAAUAAUCUUUGAACUGCUUUGAAAGGUUCAUUUUUUCUGUGUGGAAAUAGCAAAGGAAUGCACUGAUGGUGAAUGUAUUUGCUCGGAGAUGUUUACUCAUUUCAGUGAUGCUAAAUUGCACAAUUUUUGGUUGUAAAAUAAGGGAUUUAAAUGUAUCCUCUGAACUCAUCUCAGGGUUACAAAUAAAGAGCUCUGACUGCAA
Sebastes umbrosus (honeycomb rockfish) is the source of this 1962-nucleotide messenger RNA. It is a transcript of the gene mmp30, whose product is annotated as matrix metallopeptidase 30. The record is from RefSeq and is a predicted model, not a curated record. The transcript has 11 exons. Gene Ontology annotation, cellular component: extracellular matrix. Gene Ontology annotation, molecular function: zinc ion binding; metalloendopeptidase activity. Lineage: Eukaryota; Metazoa; Chordata; Actinopteri; Perciformes; Sebastidae. The coding region runs from base 31 to 1551 and encodes 506 amino acids. Gene Ontology annotation, biological process: collagen catabolic process; extracellular matrix organization; proteolysis.